GAGGUGUGCGUUGCUGUCCUGGGUGCUGCUGGCUGCACGUGGACGACCCGCCCCCCCGCCCCCGCCCCCGCCCCCGCGGCCGGAAGAGGCAGGGGUAGUCAGCACGGGGCACGCGGGGCCGAUGCAGUGCAGAGAGCCCCCGGGGGCCCAGGGCUCCCGGCCGUGGGGACGGCGAGACUUUCCCGGGGGCCUCGUAGUGAGGACCCUGGGCGGGUGCAGGAGUCACAGGCCCAGCCGCCCCUGGCGCGAGACGUGCGAAGUGCCCGGGGCUGUCCCUCUCCCCGGCGUGUCCCGGCGCCUGGUGUAGUUAUCUGUCGGGCACAUACUAGGCUCUCAACGGUGUUUGCUGAAUGACUGACUCGGUGAAACCCAGUGGCCUGACACCCAGGUGCAGUUCUAGAAGAGACUAAUAGACAAGUCACGAGUAACCUGUGUCAGAUGGGUUCCUGGUUCGGAAAGCCUUUUCCUAGUAGCCCAUUCCAGUGGGAACAUGUACUUGUAUAAUGUGGAGCACGCUUGUGGCACCACAGCCCCCCACUACCAGCUUCUGAAGCAGGGAGAGAGCUUUGCCGUGCACACUUGCAAGAGCAAAUCCACGAGGAACCCGCUCCUCAAGUGGACGGUGGGCGAGGGGGCCCUCAACGAGUUUGCUUUCUCCCCAGAUGGCAAGUUCUUGGCGUGCGUGAGCCAGGACGGCUUCCUGCGGGUGUUCAGCUUUGACUCGGUGGAGGUGCACGGCACCAUGAAAAGCUACUUUGGAGGCUUGCUGUGCGUGUGCUGGAGCCCGGACGGCAAGUACAUCGUGACGGGCGGAGAGGACGACCUUGUGACCGUCUGGUCCUUCGGAGACUGCCGCGUGAUCGCGCGGGGCCACGGGCACAAAUCCUGGGUCAGCGUGGUGGCGUUUGACCCCUACACCACCAGCGUGGAAGAGAGCGACCCUAUGGAGUUCAGUGGCAGCGACGAGGACUUCCAGGACCUUCUUCACUUUGGGAGAGACCGAGCAAACAGUACCCAGUCCCGGCUGUCCAAGCGGAACUCGACCGAGAGCCGCCCCGUCAGCGUCACGUAUCGGUUCGGCUCCGUGGGCCAGGACACGCAGCUCUGCUUAUGGGACCUCACGGAAGACAUCCUUUUCCCCCACCAGCCCCUCUCCAGAGCAAGGACGCACACGAACGUCAUGAACGCCACGAGUCCUCCUGCCGGAAGCACUGGCGGCAGCGUCACGACCCCCGGCAACUCGGCGCCCCCUCCCCUGCCGCGGUCCAACAGCCUCCCGCACUCCGCCGUCUCCAGCACCGGCAGCAAGGGCAGCAUCGCGGACGGGGCCGUCGCUUCCGGGGCCAGCAAAUUCGCGACACUCUCACUACACGACCGGAAGGACAGGCACCAUGAGAAAGAUCACAAGCGAAACCAUAGCAUGGGACACAUCUCUAGCAAGAGCAGCGACAAACUGAACCUCGUUACUAAAACCAGAACGGACCCAGCUAAAACUCUGGGGACGCCCCUGUGUCCUCGGAUGGAAGACGUUCCCUUGUUAGAGCCGCUCAUCUGUAAAAAGAUAGCGCAUGAAAGACUGACUGUGUUAAUUUUUCUUGAAGACUGUAUAGUCACUGCUUGUCAGGAGGGAUUUAUUUGCACAUGGGGAAGGCCUGGUAAAGUGGUAAGUUUUAACCCUUAAUGCUGCACCAGAUCUAGAACUUGAAUAGGUAGUGAUUUUUUUCUUGCGGGAGGGGCGGGGUGUACAAUGAAUGUGAAUGACACUUCUUAUUCGUAAUGUAAAUCUAAAUGCAUCAGAGCCAUAAUUUUGGAUACUGCAUGCCACGUAAUUCUGAAUCAUUUGAUAAUUCACCUUAGAACGUUUAAAAAAUAUAAUCAAACUAAUUGCCAGCCAAGUCAGUCACCCUCCUGGGAGUAUAUAGAGUCCCAAGGUUAGCGUUCCUGUAUUAGACGAUUGCGAUCUUAGGAAAAUCAUGACAGUGUGGGGAAACAAUGACUUUAAAAUGCUAAAAUUAAAGUUUCUGCUUUAACUGGAGUAUUUUUGCUUAACUACUCAAUUAGAAUAUUGUACACCUGAUCAGAGUGUGUGUUCAAUACGAACGGCCAUUAAUUGUCAUUUCUAGUCCAACUUUUUAUCCGAAUCAUAAAAUGUUUAGGAAUCUAUGGAAUUUAACUUUAGGAACAAAGCGUUCAGCAGGGUUGAUUGAUAUUAUUUUUACAUUGUUCUGGCAAUCCACAGAAAGAGAAGAGCCUUAAUUUUUAAAACCCAUUUUAGUCAUUUUAUGACAAUUAAAAUUGUUUAAUAAACAUCUUUUUUCAAAGAA
This is a messenger RNA of Physeter macrocephalus (sperm whale), 2324 nucleotides long. It is a transcript of the gene WDR20, whose product is annotated as WD repeat domain 20. NCBI's taxonomy places the organism in Eukaryota, Metazoa, Chordata, Mammalia, Artiodactyla, Physeteridae. Gene Ontology annotation, molecular function: protein binding. The coding region runs from base 491 to 1681 and encodes 396 amino acids. The record is from RefSeq and is a predicted model, not a curated record. The transcript has 2 exons.